AGCUCUACCUAUGCUAAACCUUUUCAACAUAUUGUAUUGAAGUAUGGGGAAUAGGUGACAUGAAAAAUAAUAGAUAUCUCCCUAGUGAGCUGCAGAAAUACGAAACAUUUACAUAACCCAAUAUUGAAGGUUAUUGGUUAAUACAGCAUAUUCUCUCAGUUUCUUAUCAAGAAAUCAUCAUGUAAAAGAAUACUUAAACAUUAUCAGUCCUGGUGUAGGAUAGGUUUUGAAGACAAUUGGACUGACUACAGCAUUUUCAUACAGCAUUAUCUGCCAGUUUGUUAUCAAGAAAUCACCAUGGAAGAGAAGUAUUUGAACAUUAUUAGUCCUGGCAAAGGCCAUGUUCUGAAGACAGUUGGACUGAAUAUCAGCCUGGUAGCUUUAUGCCUUGUGAGAAAGUCAUGAAUGCAUACACAAUUUCCCUGCUGAUGGUAACAUUCCAUUUUUUUAAAUAACUUAACCAUUUUUUUUUGAUAAUGUUAAGUGUUUGACAAAUGAGGUUUGCCCUGAUAUUGGAUCUUUGUCAGUGGCAGGCUCUGACUUCAAACAAGUGGAGAUCACCGAUGGAUACUGUGGAAGAGUUUCCGUAUUUGCUUCUUUAUUUACUGGAAAGAUUUAAACAGUCUAGCCCAGGUCAUCUUCAACACCUGGUUUAAAUGGGGGCCUGUUAUAAAGUGGUUCAUGAAAACCAAUAAUUAAAGGAAUAAAUCACAUGUAGGUGUUUAGUUCAUGCAGUUCUCAACAUUUGAUGAGAAGAGGUUGUUUUACACAAGGGUUAGUACUAUACAUCAGUCAUUUACAUAAUAUCAGAAUCAAAUAUGGUAGGUCAAAUUAACAGUCCCAGGCUUACUGAUGUUAACUAGUCCUAAUAAGAUGCCUGCACUGCAGGCUAAUGUCUGGAAGCAGAAAUGAUUUACUUCAAAGUUGCUGAGACCAAGAAAAGAAUCAUGUUUAAAUACAAUUUCAGUCCAUUGGUCAGCUAAUAAAAACAUUGAAGUGAGCUGAAAUAUUGGUAUUAAAACCUUCCAUACUGUAAAUAACAUCUUGAAUCAAUUGGUAUUUAGUCACCAUACUUAUUACUGCAAAGUUAGAGGCUAGAUGUAGAUACUGCACAUAAUAUGAAAUGAAGUUUAUCUCAAUGAAGUCAGGUCCACUUGAUAACUGCUCAUUUAAGGUUUAUGCAUAUUUGGGAGUUAUGGAACAGAGAGAGAGAGUUAGAGAGAGAGAGACAGGAUAUAACAGCAUUUGUUAAUUUGAUAAUUUGACAUUGAGGAUCAAUAAAUUUUGCACAUUUUUCUUUUCUCUUUUUUUUUUUGGUUGAAGGAAUUAGCAGUGAAAAGUAUGCACAACAAUGAUAUUAUUUUGGAUGUGUGCACAUAAGUUUACAAGGGAACAAACUCAAGAUACCUUCACAAUUUUUGGUACGUCCCAGCUCUACCUAUGCUAAACCUUUUCAACAUAUUGUAUUGAAGUAUGGGGAAUAGGUGACAUGACAAAUAAUAGAUAUCUCCCUAGUGAGCUGCAGAAAUACGAAACAUUUACAUAAGCCAAUAUUGAAGGUUAUUGGAUAAAUACAGCAUUUCUCCCUGUUUCUUAUCAAGAAAUCAUCAUGUAAGAGAAGUACAUAAACAUUAUCAGUCCUGGUGUAGGACAGGUUUUGAAGACAGUUGGACUGACUACAGCAAUUUCUUACAGCAUUUUCUGUCAGUUUGUUAUCAAGAAAUCACUUUGGAAGAGAAGUAUUUAAACAUUAUCAGUCCUGGCAUAGGCCAUGUUCUGAAAACAGUUGGACUGAAUAUUGGCUUGGUAGCUUUAUGCCUUGUGAGAAGGUCAUGAAUGCAUACACAAUUUCCCUGCUGAUGGUAACAUUCCAUUUUUUUAAAAUAACUUAACCACUUUUAUUUGAUAAUGUUAAGUGUUUGACAAAUGAGGUUUGCCCUGAUAUUGGAUCUUUGUCAGUGGCAGGCUCUGACUUCAAACAAGUGGAGAUCACCGAUGGAUACUGUGGAAGAGUUUCCGUAUUUGCUUCUUUAUUUACUGGAAAGAUUUAAACAGUUUAGCCCAGGUCAUCUUCAACAGCUGGUUUAAAUGGGGGCCUGUUAUAGAGUGGUUCAUGAAAACCAAUUAUUAAAGGAAUAAAUUACAUGUAGGUGUUUAGUUCAUGCAGUUCCCAACAUUUGAUGUGAAGAGGUUGUUUUACAUGUGGGUUAGUACUAUACAUCAGUCAUUUACAUAAUAUCAGAAUCAAAUAUGGUAGGUCAAAUUAACAGUCCCGAGCCUACUAAUGUUAACUUGUCCUAAUAAGAUGCCUGCACUGCAAGCUAAUGUCUGGAAGCAGAAAUGAUUUAUUUCAAAGUUGCUGAGACCAAGAAAAGAAUCAUGUUUAAAUACAAUUUCAGUCCAUUGGUCAGCUAAUAAAAACAUUGAAGUGAGCUGAAAUAUUGGUAUUAAAACCUUCCAUACUGUAAAUCAUCUUGAAUCAAUUGGUAUUUAGUCACCAUACUUCUUACUGCAAAGUUAGAGGCUAGAUGUAAAUACUGCACAUAAUAUAAAAUGAAGUUUAUCUCAAUGAAGUCAGGUCCACUUCAUAACUGCUUAUUUAAGGUUUAUGUAUAUUUGGGAGUUAUGGAACAGAGAGAGAGAGAGAUAGAGAGAGAGAGAGAUAGAGAGAGAGAGAGAUAGAGAGAGAGAGACAGGAUAUAACAGCAUUUGUUGAUUUGAUAAUUUGACAUUGAGGAUCAAUAAAUUUUGCACAUUUUUCUUUUCUCUUUUUUUUUUUGGUUGCCAAUUGGUGACUUUUGUCAAAAUUUUAGUCACCAAAUAUAUUUUUUCACUUUCCAUGGCAUUCAAAUGGUCGCAGGUUAUAAGGAAACCUUGCAAAGAAACUUAGUGACAUUCCCCAACCAUUGCAGGAAUUCCUUCUCUUGAAACAAGACCCAUCACAAGAAUUGGCUGCACAGUUGAGAAAAAUUUUAAAAGAGCUUGGUAGAAGGAAUUAGCAGUGAAAAGUAUGUGCAACAAUGAUAUUAUUUUGGGUGUGUGCACAUAAGUUUACAAGGGAACAAACUCAAGAUACCUUCACGAUGUUUGGGAUAUCCCAGCUCUACCCAAGUUAAACCUUUUCAACAUAUUGUAUUGAAGUAUGCGGAAUUGGUGACAUGACAAAUAAUAGAUAUCUCCCUAGUGAGCUGUGGAAAUAUGAAACAUUUACAUAAGCCAAUAUUAAAGGUUAUUGGAUAAAUACAGCAUUUCUCCCAGUUUCUUAUCAAGAAAUCAUCAUGUAAGAGAAGUACUUAAACAUUAUCAGUCCUGGUGUAGGGCACCAAGACAGUUGGACUGACUACAGCAUUUUCUUACAGCAUUUUCUCCCAGUUUGUUAUCAAGAAAUCACCAUGGAAGAGAAGUACUUAUACAUUAUCAGUCCUGGCAUAGGCCAUGUUUUGAAGACAGUUGGACUGAAUAUCAGCCUUGUAGCUUUAUGCCUUUUGAGAAGUCAAAUGGUCAUAAAUGCUCUCUCGCUGUUAUAGAACAGUGUGAGAGAAAAAGACAAAGACUGACAUAAGACAUAAGCCAUCAUUAAAGGUUAUUGGAUAAAUACAGCAUUUUCUCCCAUUUUCUUAUCAAGAAAUUGCUAUGGAAGAGAAGUUCUUAAAUGUUAUCAGUCCUGGCAUAGGCCAUACUUUGAAGACAGUUGGACUGAAUAUCAGCCUCGUAGCUUUAUGCCUUGUGAAAACUCAAAUGGUCAUAAAUGCUCUCUCACUGUUAUAGAACAGUGUGAGAGAAAAAUAGAAAGACUGGGGAUUGUUAAGGAUACUAGCCCACUUUCCUGAUUUUUAACUACCUUGAUAACGUUUUCCUUUUUUGUUACUAUCUUAGUUACAAUGUUUAUUCAUGUUGAUUUGCCUAUCUACUGUUAUUGAAAUCCUACCCUUUAUCAUCAUUUUUGCAUCUGACAUGCCUAUAAAAGGGGAUCUUAGCUUCCUUUCUUCAGCUGUAUUCAGUAAUUCCAAGGAUCGUGACCUUUGCUACCUUUGUAAUUUUGAAACCUUUGGCGCAAAUGGGACCAAUAUGCAAGUUUACUCUCUUUAUUUUGGUAAGGCUUUGUUUUCUUUUAUUUUGAUUAGACAAAAGUACUCAAAAAUCUAUUGUACUGUGUACCUUUUUAAUUGCUUUGUGACAAAUAGCAAAAAUCAUGCUUAGCGUUUAUGAGUGAAUGCCCACCUUUUAGUUCAAGAACACUUGGGCUAUUGCUAGUGAGGGUGAAUCUCUUAAUAAAAUAGGUUUUUUUCUUGCCUCGCAUGUUUUUAUCACGAAUUGAGUUGUAAUUGAGUUAGAUUUGUUUUACAUGCUAUUAUCUCAUAUUUUGGAAGUUUUCACCUUGUUUGAUAGGGAUAGCCACUAGGUUGUUUUAGCUACUUGGUUGUCUUAAUAUCUUGGUCAUUUUCUGGUUUUCAUCAACAAUAAAUCUCCAUUAACUGUCACUUUCGUUUUCAUGAUUGAGACCUGUAAAAUAGUCCCAAACACCUUGAUAACCAUAUGCCCAAAGCGACGACUCCCUUGAAUUUGAAUGGCAAUCGAAAAUUGAUAGUUUGACCAAGGAUCAAUCUGUUGGUUGUGAAUUAGCAACUUUUGUCAAAAUUUUAGUCACCAAAAGUAGCUAUUAUUUUUUUACUCGCCAUGGCAACCAAAAUGGUAGUAGCUUGGAGCCCUGUAUUAUGUCAAACAUUUGAUAUUAUUAUCAUCAGAAAAUAGCUACUUUGUGCUCAGGAGUCCCAAUGAGAUCAUACAGAAAUAAUUUACAACGUAACACCUUAAAUGAUUUAACAUGGCAACACACAAAGAAUUCCAGUUUGGAAAUAUCUUUUGGAAUUUUUCUCACACUAUGAAGUACUUUGAUCCUUUUUUGAACAAAGAUUUUAAAGAUUAUAUGUGUUAAUAUAGUGAGAGUUUAUUUCACCAGCGGAGGUUUCCUCUAGAAUAAAAUUAUCUCUCAAAGGGGAAAGGUGCUUCUCAGGCACCCCAGUACCCUCCCUGACCUGUCCAGAAUAUAACUCAUAGGCUUACAUACAAAAAUCAGGAAAAAUGACCUUUACAUCUAUCUGGAUAUUCUUCAAAUUUUUUUAUAAAUCUCGCUUUUUAUCUUUAAAACCCUUGAAAUUUUUCCUAAUAAUCCCAUUUUAUCUUAGUUUGUUUAAAAUAACAUAAUUUCCAUAAAAUACGACAUUCCUUUGGUGAAAUUGCAUGGAAGCACCUUCAAGCUGAUUCAAAAUGAUCAAUCAACAGUGUAAUAGAUUUGUCUCUGGAUGACAAUAAACAAUUGUAGAGUUUCACAUUUUAUGUGGCAUAACUGAGGCCAAAAACAUGCAUAUGACAACAACUGCUAUUACAAAAGUACUUGGCAAAGUACCACUGCAAAGCCACUCAAAACUAAGGCAUGGUUCAGAUGCUGUAGUUCAGCCGUACCAAAUCAAAUUCAACAAUUGGCCAACCUCAAUUAGUUAAUCUUGCUGAAUUGAUUCAAGCAGUGAACUUUAUCUGGCCGAAAUUAAUUAAUUGAAGAAAAUUAAUACUAGGUUAUUGGUUUAGCAUACAAUUGUAAACAUGGCGGAUGCCAUAGAUUCUGGCAGCAAUCUACAAAUAAGAGCCUUUCUUCUGCUCAAAAUGCUGGAAAACAGUGUAAAAAGAAGAAGAUUGUACACCAUCUUAGCCUAUUUUGUAGCCACAAGAAGAAAAGUGAUA
Messenger RNA from Pocillopora meandrina, 5739 nucleotides. Lineage: Eukaryota; Metazoa; Cnidaria; Anthozoa; Scleractinia; Pocilloporidae. The record is from the annotation of a GenBank genome assembly.